GGUAGCGCCUCGCGCGGGAGGCGGUGGUGAGCGGCGCAGCGGACCCGGGGCGCCGGCGCCUCAGCGCGGGGCCAUGAGGCAGCUGCCGUACUUCUGCCGCGGGGAGGUGGUGAAGGGCUUCGGCAGGGGCUCCAAGGAGCUGGGCAUCCCCACCGCUAACUUUUCUGAGCAAGUAGUUGAAAGCUUUCCAUCUGAUAUCCCUACUGGUAUAUACUAUGGAUGGGCCUGUGUUGGAAAUGGAGAUGUGCAUAAAAUGGUUUUGAGCAUAGGAUGGAAUCCCUUCUAUAAGAAUAUUAAGAAGUCAGUGGAAACACACAUUAUCCACACCUUCAAAGAAGACUUUUAUGGAGAAAUUCUUAGUAUAGUCAUAACUGGAUACAUUCGACCGGAAAAAAACUUUGAUUCCAUAGAUGCACUCAUUUUGGCAAUUCAGGAAGACAUUGAAGAAGCAAAAAGACAGCUAGAUCUACCAGAACAUCUUAAACUCAAAGAAGAUAACUUUUUUCAUCAGCCAGAAGGCAAAAUAGUAAACAGCCGCUGAGAAAACCCAUACAGCCUUUUUAAUUUUCUUUUUUUUUUUUCUAUAAUUUCUUUUUCUUAUUUUCUCCCCAGUCACUGAGCUUUUGUAUUUGCACUGCUCUCAUAGAUCCUUUUGUGUCAUAGGUCUGUUACGUGCCUGAGAUCAGAACCACCAUACAAGAUGAUUCCAGUUUCCUUUGGUUAAGCCAUCAUUAGAUGAGUUGUACAAAAGAACUAGAAGGGUGCACUACAUUGUUAUAGAUAAACUAUGUAUCAUGAAGUUACCAGGCCUUUGGACAUCUGAGCACAUUGAGAAUAUGACCAAAGUUAAUUGUAACGCAGAGGUCUAGUUAGCUCAUUCAAUGAAGAAUGUCUGUUUUUAACAUAAUGUUUUUACAGCUUCUUUUAUCAUUUUUUGUAUCAUUCUUAGAUCUGGGUUUUAGCUUAGAAAAUGUUGGUAUUGAUUGACUCAGAAAAUUCCUGUUGUUAGAUAUGAUUAGAUAACAAUAGCAAGAUUAAUUUUCUGUAGUUUUUUGUUUUUAUAUACUACACAGCUGUUGUGGUUGAAGCUGUUAAUUUAAUUGAAAUUAUUUAUUUUAAGUUUAUUUGAAAUGGAAGAAAUCGCUGUUGCUCAUUGUGUUGCUAGAAUCUGAGCUAUACUUUUUCACACUUGAAUGAACAUAUGAUAACACAUGAUUUGUGUAGUCUAAUUCUGAAGAGGUGUUUCACUUAAUUUCAAAAAAUGAACAAAAAUGUGAAAGCUGAUGAACUUUAAGGUUCAGGUGCAAAAGAUGCAGAAAACAAGACUUCUGCUCCUUGAACCUUAAAGGAAAAUGGGUAGUGAGACACUAAUUUGCAUUUUACAUGUUGCUGGUGUUUUUCAUUGGAAAGUCUUGAGUUUAUUCACUGUACUGGCAAUAAAAAGUCUGACUUCGAGGUUGGCAUUAUUGUAAGGCAUAGAAAAAUCUCAUCAACACUCUGCACUAUUUGCAGGUAAGAGCAAAGGUUUUGGCAGACCAAGUAGAUGAAUACACAAAUAAAAGCAUUUGGGGAUUUAUUGCAUAAUAUAUCAACACUAGAGUGAAUAUUGCUUUUUUUUUUACAAGUAGUUGCAAAUAGUCCUACUCUGAAAUGUGGGGAUACAUUUGGGGAUACAAGUGAGGGUUGGACAAGAUAAUCUCUGAAGGUCCCUUACAACCCUAAAUAUUCUCUGAUAGAUAAGUGGAAGGAGUACUGUGAGAGUUGAUGGUAAUUUGAAAAAUGAUUUACAAAGUAUGUAAUGUGUGAUUCAUUAUCUACUCUUCUUUUUCUCUGAUAAAUUUUUCUAUCCCUUGGUUAAUGGAAGCAGGUUAGUUACAGUGACUGUCACAUUCAUUAUUUUUUGACAUCACCCUGUUCGGUGAAAAAUGUGUCAGCUUUGAGAAUAUGUCUGGGACAUAUUCUGAAAUACAAAGUACUUCUUUAAAUGUGUCUCAGCUGUGAUUCUCUCUUAACUAUGAUGUUUAAUAUCGAACGCACAAUUUCUGUAGUGAAAUUUGAUGAAUUUGCUCCUCGUCCUGUCCUAUUCUAAUAUUACUUUUCACUGUAGAAUUUAAGAGAGUUUUAGCAAGGUAGCGGUUUGGGUCUUUGUGGCAGAUGCUGUCAAGAUGAUAGUUUCACUUCAUAUUGCUUUAAAUUCUACUCAGUAUCAUGGACUGUUACUAGGGAAGAGAUCUUGAGGAAAUCAAGGGCUCAUGUUUUCUCUUUAAGACUUCAGGAGAAAACUUGAUUUUGCUUAAAUGAAUUGUUUGCCAGUGCUGUUGAUAGCAGAGGCAGAUACAGGAUGUUUGGGAGGGACAUGGGAUGAUAUACUUUCUUUUAAAGGAGAAGAGAAAUAAUUUAGUGAGCUUUUUAUUAUGUAACUUGUUGGAAACUGUUUCAUUUCAAAUUUCUAAAAAGUCUGCAAAAGAAUUUUCUUUCCAAGAUUGAUGAUUGGGAUUUUAAAAAUGAGAUAUGAAAGGAGAAUUUUUUAUUGCUAAGAGUUUAUGCUUUCUUCAGUCUGUAGUAGCAUUAAAAUCAUAUAUUUUACUAAUCCUUUUAGAGAAUAAACAGAAGCCACACUGGUCAACAGAGUAUGUUGUCAACAAUAGAUUGUCUUGGUACUGUAGCUAAACACUCAUAGCUGCCUUUAAAAUUGAUUUUUGCCAGUAAUGGCUUGGGUCUGUUGUGGAAACUAGGGUGCCUUAAGCUGGUUCUGAACAAUACUUUUCUGUAUCUGCUAAUAAAUGCCACUAUCAAAAAUUCAAUUCACCAUCUGGUUAUAGAACUGCUGUGCUAUGGAUAGAGAACAGUAGCAAAGGGAAAACUUGAAAGACUUAGUUUGCUCUGAAAUCCAGGCUGAGGUAUGAUAUAUUGAUACACUGAACUAUAAAACUGCUCUUUAUGUGUUUGUCUUCAAAGAGAACAUGUUAGUAUAGCCAUUUGGCUUAGUGUACCUGACCAUAUUAUUUAAGAGAAAAUGUUGUACACCACUCUUUAAACUUAAUACAUAAUUCCUAUCACAGUAUAAACUUUAUGGAGGGUUAUAUUUUUGUAUUAUGCACAAGUAACUGUAUUUUGGUUGAUGUUGCACUGUACCAUUACUAAAGGAACUGUAAUUGACUAAGUUAUCCUUUUCGUCUUGGAUUUCCUUUCCUUUGCCACUCCUAGCAAUGUUAGUUGUCUCAGUUUUAGGCAAAGCUUUAAGGGGGUGACUGUCUUAUUUUGAACUUUUUAAUCUUCACAUGAUUUUGUGUUCCUCUUUGUUACUGAAGGUGCAAUGAAUAAAUCCCAAGUGGAUUCCAUAGAACUCUGUCAAAGUUACAGGGUGAUCAUGAGGUCUUCAGGAGUAUCUAACACAAAAAAAAAAAUCCACUAAAGAAUUAUGGCUUAAAAAUUAGUCCUUUUCACAAUUAAUUUCCUUUCUAGAAGUAAGUCUUAAAUGAUUAACAGCUCUAGAGCUGUUUAUUUUCAAAAAUGUGAAGGAACUAUUUUAAGGCUCAGUCUAUUCUCUUAGCCAUGUGACCAUACUGACAACAAAUAACAGCAUUUUCAUGCACUUUUGUGUAAAGACUUUGUUCUUCACAGCGGUGGGUUAUAAAGAGCAUCCUGUAUGCAGCAAUGCCAAAAAAUUGCUUUGUUGUGUCCAUUUCAGGUAAUUUACUCACUGAGUGCUAUUUAUUCCCUUUGGCGUAGUUUGAAAUUGUUGAACCACUUCAAAAGUGGAAAAUUUCUGUUGUAAAUGCUCUCUGCUUAUUUUAGUUCUCUGUAGCCUGAGAAGAUGGAAAAGAAGACAGAAGAAGUCCUUUUUGCCAGUGUACUUCUGGACUAUAUUCCACUUUGCAAUAAAUUCAAACUUGUGAUGAAACACUAUUUAAACCACUGGAAUUAGAUUGAUUAGGUGCCGAUGAUGUAUAGAAUAUUUCCAAUAUUCAUUCAGAUGAGGAAUACUGCAGAGGUAUUUGGUGAAAGAAGUCAUGUCGUAAAUGCAGUUCCAGUGAGAAACAUCCUACAAGAUGAUGAUGAAAAACAUCAGUUUUGAGGAACACAGAUGCACAAAAUGAUACCAACAAGUCUGGGUACAAAACUGGGUACUGCUGUAUUGUGAAUUGCUUUCCAGUGUUUUGCUGUCUACCAGUUCGAAGUCACCACAGCAAGGUGGGCAGCAGCCUUCUUCACUGUACAAUGGUAUGUGUUAUAUACAUAUGGUACAUACAACAUAUAUAUAUCUAUAUAUGGUAUAUACAACUAUACCUGGACACAAGAGAAGAACAAAAAUAAGAAUAUUAAAAGGUAACCUAUCCUUACAAGAAUAUUCUCCAUUGUUCACAUUGUGUUCAAUAGUUAAAAGUUCAGUGCAUAAAUCACAGGAGAAAAUGCUUCCAAAUGGUCACCUCUUAUCCUGGUAUCUCCUGGACUUUGUAUUCAUCUGAAAAACAGCCUGAGUUGCACAUUUCACCUAAUAAACAUCUAUAUGAACAAGGUAUGGGCUCUCUUUCCUAGAAAAACAGUUAAGGGAAUAUCACAACAACAAAAAAAGUCGUCUAACGUCCCUUCAAAUACACACUGAGCACCUUUGUCUUCACAAAGAAUCACAUGUGAGAUCUCCAGCAGAAGGUCAAUAUAAAAAAAAAAAAAAAAAGAAUCCUGAGCCUGCUCUUGAAACUGUGUACUACAAAGCAGAUUUUGUAGGUGUUUUAAAUCUGUGAAAAAGCUCUUUGUGAACUGCAAGGACUGUGAUGGACUUUUGCCUUUUUUGGUUUUCCUUGCUAUCAUUCUAUCAUCUGCCCUCAAGAGGGGUCCCAAAGAAUUUACAGAGUCCUGCCAGGGUUCUUCAUAUAAUGUACAUAACAGAAGAAAGAUGCAGACUGUCAGAACAAAUGUGGGACAUGAAACCCAGGUGAAAGUGCUGAGCCUCUGCAGACACCAGUAAAGUGUCUCAGCUGUCACAGCCUGUGCUGCAUAAUUGAGGGUCUGGAAGGAAGAGAGCAAUGGCAAAGGAGUUCAAGAGCGAUACAAUUCUCUUGGUCUAUAAGCUAUACUAAACAUUUAAAGUUUCUGUUUGAUAUGCUUCAUUGACUUUUGGUCUUUGUUCAAGGAAAUAAAUUGUUGCAAGACAUUUAUUGCGAAAAACUCUUCAUAGCCUUAACCAAUUAUGUUCAUAGGGCCAUUCUAUCGUCUAAGCUGAUUGCCCAGCUUUUUUUUUCUCAUGUCAGCUCCAGUUUCUCCUGGCAGCCACAGCUAAUUGUGGUGCAGUGGGGGAGCUUUAAGGGCAAGCAAACCAGUGUCUGCCUCUCACGGUGAGGUCAAAGGCAAAAGAAGAGGAGAUUGGGACACUCGGAACUUGAAGUCGGUUUCAGUCUGCAACAAGAGCAUUCAGGAGCUGGACUGCACCUCUCUGGGGCCACCCAGCGGUGGAGUCACAUCAAUGCAGUAGUGGAGCAAGAUGAGUCAGAAGAUGCUAGCUUAAGGAGGAGGAUGUAGUGCGGCGGGAAGGAAAAGCAGUAACUCAGAUCCCUGAGAUUGGAAACAGUCAUCUGAGUCACUGGGUACAGGUGCAGCAUGUUUACCGGAUGUUGGUGAGAAUGUCUGAUUGAAGAGCUACUGGCAAAUUUUUCUGAGAGGUAGAAAUCAGGAUUGGUAGAAAAGACUGAAGCUAGAACAAGUGUCUAGCAUAUGGGAACUCAACACUUCAUCCCCACUCUGUUAUGCUUUUUCUUUUCUGUUCCUCCUUUCUGAAUGAAUGGAAUAUUGUUCAGCUGAGCACACCAGCCAGUCAGGUAGUGGGGAUGAAAAAUAGUGGGUACGGAAGCACAGUAACUUGACCAAUUUCAAAGUCUCACUUUUUAGACAUAAUAGUGCAAAUACGAGAUUCAUGAAUCUUUAUAACCAGAGUAUUAGCAAAAUUAUCACUGACUACCCUCGGGGAAAAAAAAACCCAGUACUAUUCAGUGUGGUCUGUCUCACUAACUCAUCCUGCCAUCUGAACUCAAGGCAAGAGCAGGUUGAGGAUGUGACUCAUCCCCAGCCUCCAGGGGCUGCAGAGACCGCCCCAGUGCUCCAUUAUUCCUUGAAGAAAGCUUUGACUAGCCGCUCUAUGUAUUAGUUAAAUAUAUUGAUAUAGAUUAGUAGUACCACUAGCUCCACUAAUAUAGUGAAGAACUAGAGACAACAAAAAUUUUUUAAAAUGCCUUUUCCAUUUUCCUCUUAACUUUCAUCCUUCCUGGGAGAAUGAUUUUGUUCUGUUUUCCUUAGCUGUUUUCAAUGGAAGGAUGUGGAUUUCUUCCUGCACUGGCAAGGUCCUAAGAGUUUAGAUCACUUCUUUCUCUCACUGACAUACUGUCUGUGUUUGCUUUUUUUUUUUUUCUUUUUCUUGCUGAAGAUCCAUUUUUUCUACAGAGCAGAUUAAGAUAUGAUGAUGAUUGAUUGAUGACAUUGGCUCAAUGAGUCCAGUCUGUCUUAAUGUCCCUGGGAGUAGAGUGUAGUCCAAGUCCCUCUCAAGCUUCUACAUAUAUCUAGCUGUGUUAGCACAAACAUUUUUAGCUUGCUUAUACAUGUAACACUCAAAGUAACUUGCUGAUGACCUCUCAUCACUCGCAUGAGAUGCAGAAAAUCACUGUCACCAGAUUUUGAGAAACUAUUUUAUAACUUCAUAUUUUCAUGACUAUAUUGAAAAAAUCCUUACAGAGUAUCCUACUAGAUGCCAUCUCUAAGAAUAUAAGGAAUAUCCUAAGAAAGCUAGAUGUUUGAUCUUAAUUUUGUUGUUGAGUUGAGCAGUACUCGUAUUUUCCAUUCUUCUAUCCUCACUGCAGUGUAAAUCCUAAGAUUUUUUUUUUCUGUAAUUGUUGCCAAUCACCUGCAGAGGGGAACAUACGCAAGCAGGUUGUCUUA
Molecule: messenger RNA, 6927 nt
Organism: Pseudopodoces humilis (Tibetan ground-tit)
Lineage: Eukaryota; Metazoa; Chordata; Aves; Passeriformes; Paridae
Gene: RFK
Product: riboflavin kinase
Biological process (GO): riboflavin biosynthetic process; FMN biosynthetic process
Cellular component (GO): mitochondrion
Molecular function (GO): riboflavin kinase activity
Source: RefSeq, a predicted model, not a curated record